UCAGUGAUCACAAUGCGGAUGCGACUGUUGGUUAUCUGGAUUUCGCUGACUGCCCUACUUCAAUGGAGCAGGGCCCAGGAGGAUAACAUCCAGGAGGUCAGCUUGAGUGGAGGUGCGGAAGGCGAAAGCCCAGAUAAGGAUGAAGAUCCUCUACCGGGGUCUCCUGGAGAAAGUCAGUUUUUAAACAGCACCACAGUUAUGACAACUGGCGAUACAAAACCAGCGGAAGGUAUUAUGGAUUCACUAGAUUUGCCAUCAGAUGACGGAGAAGUAGGAGAUGUAGAUAAAAAGCCAUCUGAUAACGAUAAAGAAGGAGACAUAGAUAAAAAGCCAGAACUUGAAGGAACAGAAGCGACUCUAGGUUCCGAAAUGGAUCCCAAACCAGAGGACCCUAAAACAGAGCCAGAAAUUAAAGGUACUAAUACACCCCAGCCAACUGAUCACUUAGAUCAAUCGCCUUCUGUUAAUCAAGACUCAUCCUCAGAAGUGGUUUCCGAAUCGCCCAAUAAGCCCCAAACUUCACCGGGAUCCCAUCUUUCAAACGUAACUGAUGAAGUUCCCACAAUGGAUUCCCAUCUUUCAAACGUAACGGAUGAAGUACCCAUACCGGAAUCCCACUUUCCAAACGUAACUGAUGAAGUUACCAUAACGGAUUCCCACUUUCCAAACAUAACUAAUGAAGUACCCAUACCGGAAGGAUCACCCGAUUACCCAGCAGAUGGAACUGGUCUUCAAGAAGAGACAACACCUAAACCCACGACUGGAACCGUGCCUCCGGUUUCCAUUCCCCCAUUACCCGCUCCAUUGAGUUGCUACUCCUGCAUGUUCUGCAAUGCAUCGAAUUUCAAUGAUACCAAGUCGUUGUGUCCACCGAUACCGGGAAAAAAGAACGGAUGCCGCACCAUUCUUGUGCGAGAUCCCUACACCAUGGAGGGUAAAAAAACAUAUAUUAAUCGAGGAUGUAUAUCGGAAUUGGAUGGCGCGUUUCUCACUUAUUGUAAUGAGAAUAAGGAGUUGUGCCCAACGUGCUAUGAAAACAUUUGUAAUGUUCACAACAUGACCCAAUUUGAAGAGACUCCUGGUUCUGCGUCUGCCACUCAUCACCUUUUGACCCCCUUCCUUAUCUCUACCAUUUGUUUAGCCAGUUGGCAAGGGCUUUAUUAGAAAAACUCCAACCUUUCAAUUCUGAGUCACAGCAAUUAAUUGGAAUAAUAAAGCUUUGUG
Drosophila ficusphila is the source of this 1224-nucleotide messenger RNA. RefSeq names its product pollen-specific leucine-rich repeat extensin-like protein 1. The transcript has a single exon. NCBI's taxonomy places the organism in Eukaryota, Metazoa, Arthropoda, Insecta, Diptera, Drosophilidae. The record is from RefSeq and is a predicted model, not a curated record. Bases 13 to 1164 code for a protein of 383 amino acids.